Eurytemora carolleeae is the source of this 788-nucleotide messenger RNA. RefSeq names its product RNA-binding protein 25-like. The transcript is spliced from 4 exons. The record is from RefSeq and is a predicted model, not a curated record. Lineage: Eukaryota; Metazoa; Arthropoda; Copepoda; Calanoida; Temoridae. Bases 1 to 696 code for a protein of 231 amino acids.
AUGGACAAGAGAAACAGAGACACAGAUAGACAGAAGGAACAGGAGAAACAGAGACACAGAUAUACAGAAUGGACAGGAGAAACAGAGACACAGAUAUACAGAUAUACAGAAUGGACAGGAGAAACAGAGACACAGCUAGACAGAAGGGACAGGAGAAACAAGAGACCCAAACCAAGAGACAAAGACCAAGAGACAAAGACCAAGAGACAAAGACAAAGAGACAAAAACAAAGAGACAAAGACAAAGAGGAGACAAAGACAAAGCGACAAAGACAAAGAGUCAAAGACAAAGAGACAAAGACAAAGAGACAAAGACAAAGAGACAAAGACAAAGAGACAAAGACCAAGUUACAACGACAAAGAGACAGAGAGACAGAGAGACCAAGAGACAGAGAGACCAAGAGACCAAGAAACCGAGAGACCAAGAGACCGAGAGACAAGGAGACAAGGAGACAGAAAACAGAAAACAGGAAGACAGAAAACAGAGAGACAGAAAACAGAAGACAAAGACACAAGGACAAAGAGACAAAGACAAAGGCAAAGAGACAAAGAUCAGUCAGAUCAGACAGAUCAGUCAGAUCAGACAGAUCAGUCAGAUCAGACAGAUCAGUCAGAUCAGACAAGGGACCCAAAUCGAAUCUUAAAAUAUGAAAACAGAUUAACUCUUUUCUUAUUGUAUGAUCAGAUUCAUGAAUGAAUGCUGAUCAAAGACUAUCCUGCCCGACUAGACCAGAGAGCGUUCUUUUCUUCUUAAAGAGCUACGUCUCGGCCCAUUAAAAGAGCGCACCU